Raphanus sativus (radish) is the source of this 1609-nucleotide messenger RNA. Its product is annotated as lon protease homolog 4, chloroplastic/mitochondrial-like. Gene Ontology annotation, molecular function: serine-type endopeptidase activity; ATP hydrolysis activity; ATP-dependent peptidase activity. Gene Ontology annotation, biological process: protein catabolic process; chaperone-mediated protein complex assembly; mitochondrion organization. Bases 364 to 1410 code for a protein of 348 amino acids. The record is from RefSeq and is a predicted model, not a curated record. NCBI's taxonomy places the organism in Eukaryota, Viridiplantae, Streptophyta, Magnoliopsida, Brassicales, Brassicaceae. The transcript has 11 exons. Gene Ontology annotation, cellular component: mitochondrial matrix.
AUAAGCGUCUAGACUUGAUUAAAAAACAAGUGGAAAUUAACAAUAUUCAAGUGUUUCAUGCCUCCAUUUUCCCGGAAUCCGCAGCAAAAACUGUUGAAGACAAGAAGGAAUCCACACUUAAGACUGUUGAAGACAAAAAGUGCAGGAGCAGUCUGGUUCUGCUAAAUACGUAAAAAAAAAUCGUCGUUCUGGCAAGUUUAGGGAAAGGGUUGACAGGAAACUUAUUAUGGAGAAAAUUCCAAAACAUGUAGCAAAAGUCAUGGAAGAAAUGUUUGAAAAACUUGAUAGCGGAGAUAAAGAUUGCCGUAGCACCAAUAGUAUCUAUAACUACCUUGAUUGGUUGACAGCGUUGCCUUGGGGAGAAUGCAGAUUCUUGACGAGGAUCACUACGGAUUACGUGAUGUAAAAGAAAGAAUACUAGAGUUUAUUGCUGUGGGAGAACUUACGGGAAAUCCAGAAGGGAAGGGGAAGAUCAUUUGUCUCUCUGGCCCUCCUGGGGUAGGAAAAACUAGCAUUGCUCGCUCUGUUGCGCGUGCCCUGGACCGCAAGUUCUUUCGGCUCGCUGUUGGAGGACUAUCUGAUAGUUCCCAGAUUAAGGGGGACCGUAGAGUAUACAUUGGUGCCGCUCCCGGAAAGAUGGUGGAAUGUCUAAAGGAAGUGGGAACAGAGAAUCCUCUUGUUCUGCUCGAUGAGAUUGACAAGCUUGGAAAGGGUAGUAAAGAUCCAGAGGGUGCGUUGUUGGAGCUUCUGGAUCCAGAGCAAAAUUCACAUUUUCUAGAUUACUUUCUUGAUGUUCCUAUCGACUUAUCAAAGGUUUUGUUUGUAUGCACUGCAAACAAUAUAGAUAGGCUUCCAGGUCCUCUACUAGACAGAAUGGAAGUUAUAGAACUCGCAGGGUACACUGCCGAUGAGAAAAUGCAUAUUACUAGAGACUAUUUGGUGAAAACUGUACAAAAGAAAUGUGGCAUUAAGCCUGAACAGGUUGAUGUGAGCGACAAAGCUCUUCUUUUCUUGAUAGAAAACUACUGCAGAGAAGCAGGAGUCAGAAAUCUCCAGAAGCAGAUUGAAAAGAUUUUUCGCAAGAUUGCUCUUAAACUUGUGCGCCAACAAGCAUCCUCCAAAGCGGCUAUGACUGAUUUAAAGUCCUCUGGUGAAGGAUCCAUUGAGAUGCUACAUGAAUAUUUACGAUUACAGGAACUAGAAUACGCACUUGGUGGGGGUCCAAUGAGCGAGAAGAGCAGAGCGGUAGCUGAAAAGUUUACUAUUGACGAAUCAAACCUUUCAGAUUAUGUAGGUAAACCGGUUUUCGAAGGCGAGAAGCUCUAUGAGCAGGAGGAGGUUUUGAGGAUCUUGAGGAAAGCUCUAUUGAUGUUCAUUUCGUCGAUGAAUAUGAGCAGAUCUUCGAGCUAGCCUUUGGCUAUGACCAUUAGAAGAAUGUCACUUUCACUUGGGAUCUUCCUUUUUUUUUUGUUUUUUGAGCAAAUAUCACUUAGGAUCUUCCUCUGUUGUUGUUUCUACUAUAUACUAUCGGCUGUGUUGUAAAAAGCGGUCUAGGCGGUUGUCUAGACGGCGCUUAGACGCUAGGCGUUAAAAGACCAUGACGAUUACU